Molecule: messenger RNA, 609 nt
Organism: Phycomyces blakesleeanus NRRL 1555(-)
Lineage: Eukaryota; Fungi; Mucoromycota; Mucoromycetes; Mucorales; Phycomycetaceae
Exons: 1
Coding region: 1-609 (202 amino acids)
Source: RefSeq, a predicted model, not a curated record
AUGAUAGAAGCAUAUAGUCCCCCCAGAGUGUAUAGUGCACGAUCUGUGGAGAGGGCGAUUGGGGAAUACUUGCGAGCAAUAAAGAGUAAUUCAGAAAUUGGAAUCAACGCUGGCAACAUCAUGCUUGGCUUGACACAGAUUCGACAGAUGAGAGUUAAAAAUUCAAUAACAACAACAGCAACAGUAACAGCAACAACUCUCCUUCAGUAUGACGAUCCCUCUGCUGGUUGGCCAAUUGACCAAGAAGAUAGUAAUGUUGGUACUAAUUCUGACAUUGAGUUCUGGGGGCCUUUGAGGAACAGAAUGAUUGUUGAUAGUUUUGGAGGCAUUUCUUGUCUUCCAGAGCUUCUUCAAAAGUUCUACGAAUCAAAGGAGGAAGAGUGUAGUAUGAUUGAAGCAGCCAUUAAAACAAGCCAUAAGGCAUUUGUAAAUGGUUAUGUUAUUGACUCUGCACUCGACCAUAAUUGUGUAAGAGAGGCACAUAAUGUCAGACUUCAGGUUCAGGUUGAUGAGAACCGCAACAUUGGGCAGAGCUACUCUCCAAUCUAUAAGGAUUUCUUUGGGAAGGUCGUUGUUUUCUUUGAGCACAAGCUCAAUAACAAGAGAUGA